AUGGCCACGACUGAACUUCCCCUCCGCCCCGCGGCAACCUCUGCCGAUGCCGCCUCGGCCGCGGAAACUCCCAGCCCUCUCCCCGUUGACAAGCUCGAGUCCUUCCCCAACUGCUACCCCGCCGUGAACCCCUUCGACGUCUACCGCUCGCACCUGACGACGCUGCUCCAUGAAGUGACGGGCGUUGAUAAGGCCAUCAUAUACCCCGCGCUGCAAUGGACGCAGUCGAGCGACAAGGGAGACUUGAUUCUCGCUGCGCCGGCCCUGAGGAUCAAGGGCAAGAAGCCCGCUGAGUUGGCGGAGGAGUGGGUUGCCAAGUUCCCCGAGUCUCCUCUUGUCAACAAGCCCGUCGCCGCUGGUCACUUCAUCCAAUUUUGGUUCAAACCCGAGCCUCUCACGAAGCUCCUCCUACCCAUGAUCCAGAAGCGUGGCCCCAAGUACGGAACGAACGCGGCCUUUGGCCUCAAGGACCCCAGCGACCCCUCCAAGGGCACCAAGCGAGUAAUCAUCGAGUUCUCCUCUCCCAAUAUCGCGAAGCCUUUCCACGCCGGCCACUUGCGAAGCACAAUCAUCGGCGGUUUCCUAGCGAACUUGUACGAGGGCGCCGGCUGGGACGUCGUGAGGAUCAACUACCUCGGCGACUGGGGAAAGCAGUACGGCCUGUUGGCGCUGGGCUUCGAAAAGUACGGAAACGAGGAGGCGCUGACGGCGGAUCCCAUUAACCAUCUUUAUGAAAUCUACGUCAAGAUUAGCAAGGACCAGGCUGAGGAGAAGGAGAAGAUGGAUGCAUUGACGGCGAGCGGAGACACCGCGGCCGCCGAGGACCUCAAGAACAACGGUGUCGACGAGCGGGCCCGACAGUACUUCAAGAGGAUGGUCGACGGUGACGAGCAGGCUCUGGGACAGUGGAGGAGGUUCCGUUCUCUCAGCAUCACGCGAUACCAGGACACGUACGCUCGUCUCAACAUCCACUUCGACGACUACUCGGGUGAGAGCCAGGUGCCCGAGGCCGCCAUGGCCAACGCCGCCCAGGUUCUCGCCGACAAGAAGAUCUCCGAGGACUCGGACGGCGCCGUGCUCAUCGACUUUUCCAAGCACGUGGCCGGCAAGGCUGGCAAGAGUCUGGAGAAGGCCGUCAUUCGCAAGAAGGACGGCACGGCCCUGUACCUCACCCGAGAUAUUAGUGAGCUGCUCAUCCGACAUGAAAAGUACAAGUUCGACCACAUGAUCUACGUCGUCGCCAGCGCGCAGGAUCUCCACCUGAAGCAGCUGUUCAAGAUUAUUGAGCUCAUGGGACACACCGAGAUUGCGAAGAAGGUUCAGCACGUCAACUUUGGUCUCGUGCUUGGUAUGAGUACCCGAAGGGGUACCGUCAAGUUCUUGGACGACAUUCUCAAGGACGUCGGUGCACAUAUGCAUGAGGUGAUGAAGAAGAACGAGACCAAAUAUGCGCAGGUCGAGAAUCCUGAUGCUGUUGCGGAUAUUCUUGGUAUCAGCAGUGUCAUGGUCCAGGACAUGACCGGCAAGAGGAUCAACAACUACACUUUCAACAUGGAUGCCAUGACCUCCUUCGAGGGCGACACCGGUCCCUACCUCCAAUAUGCCCACGCCCGCCUCUGCUCCAUCUCCCGCAAGGCAGGCUUCACACCCGAGGAAAUUGCCACCGCGAACCUCGACCUCCUCACCGAACCCCACGCCGUCAAUCUCAUCCGCUUCCUGGCGCAGUACCCCGACGUGGUGACCAACACGCUCAAGACGCUCGAGCCCACGACGAUACUGGUGUACCUGUUCAAGAUGACGCACGUGCUCAGCUCGAGCUACGAGCAUUUGCAGGUCGUGGGCAGUGAGAAAGAGGUGGGCAAAGCGAGGGCGGCACUUUAUGAGGGGGCGAGGCAGGUACUUAAUAAUGGUAUGAGGGUGUUGGGGUUGUCGCCUGUUGAGAGGAUGUAA
This is a messenger RNA of Scedosporium apiospermum, 1950 nucleotides long. RefSeq names its product Arginine--tRNA ligase, cytoplasmic. Lineage: Eukaryota; Fungi; Ascomycota; Sordariomycetes; Microascales; Microascaceae. The transcript is spliced from 3 exons. Gene Ontology annotation, cellular component: mitochondrion; cytoplasm. Gene Ontology annotation, biological process: arginyl-tRNA aminoacylation; mitochondrial translation. Gene Ontology annotation, molecular function: ATP binding; arginine-tRNA ligase activity. The record is from RefSeq and is a predicted model, not a curated record. Bases 1 to 1950 code for a protein of 649 amino acids.